UCAUAGUUUUCUCGCCUUCACAAAUGGUAUUGACCCCGCGCGCGACUCUGGUGCUGCACCUUGUGGAUGGUCGUCUAGCGCCCAGAACUGCAGACUGCAGUCACUCCUCGCUGUUCCUCUGGUAGGGAGGUCGGUGCUGAUUUCAGCCUCAUCAAGCACGUCGCCAAGUAGAAUCAUGGCGGGCCGGCUUGCUUCGGUGCCGGAGGGUACCACCGACGUCUCGGCUGCUCCCUACCCAGCGAGCAACCCCUACCGCGACUCGAUCCGGGGCGUCGCUCAUCCCCGAGGUCAGUACAUCAGAUCGAAUCUGUUCACCCACUCCGGUCAUACUGAUAGCGGGUCCAGCUUCUCUGGUGCUUCCAGUUAUUACCCGUCCAACGACUCCGGCUCAUCCUCGGGUUGGGCGUCGGCUGCCGCCGCUGCGGACGAUAACUCCCAAAUAAGCUGUUGCAGUGGCACAGUUUGGUAAAGCAAGUGUUUCUGCAAUGCUCGUCUUCGUCAGCGCCAUCGUCACUGUUCCCAAGACAAACAAGCUUCGGGCUGUGGUAGACAUGUUCAUCUGUGUCUCGAGUGUAUCAUACUACAUGUUUACCACACUCGUGAUCUCUCCCGAAGCGAAAAGCAUUUUCAGCGAGAUAGGCGGUUCGUUGGAGGGGGAAGGAAACAGGUUACUCAAGGCCUUAUGCAGCAUGAUGGAGGAGGUCAGAACAUUCAUCGUGGACGACGACUCGUGGGCUGUCGAGAUUCUGCAAGGAAGAGGCGAGGUUCACAGGAACACUCGGUUGAUGGUGGAUUGCAUCAUGUCCAUGAAAAUGACACGCACCUCGGCACGGAGACACAGCAGUGCAAACCUUCGUGGCCUGGUAGAUAACUCCGUUGAUUAUCUGAAGGAUGUGCUCCUGAGAAAAUCUGAGCUAUGCCCGGAUCUAAGCAUGAGGUACCUGUUCUUGCUCAACAAUUCCUAUUUCAUAGUGCAGGUGUCUGAGGCAUCGGACAUGGUCAACCGCCAAAUAAGAGGCUGGACUUACCUUUCGUUGUUGUAUGCACAUAUUUCUUUCGUUCUGAAGCUACAAGCUACACUAACCAUCCAUGCUGCAGACACGGCACCAGCCUACAAGAACGAGCAGUUACUAGCAUUACAACAUCAAAGAGCUACCAGUUUGACAUGUACAUGUUUCUGCUCAACAAUUCCUAUUUCACAGAGCAGGUCUCUGAGCUAUGGCGACACCACCAGAGACUUAAACUUACACCUGAAUGUAAGAAAGCAUAUGGAUAGUUAUCUUGAUGCUUCUUGGGGGCAUGUGCUGUCAUGCAUAUCGAAAUCAAAGUUUCCUGAACCGCUCUAUCGCUGGAUUAACACCUCUUCACUAGCUAAAUUCGAGUCAGCGUUUCAUCAAACCUACCAGGCUCGAAAGUUAUGGAAGGUUCCAGACUCUCGGCUACGAGAUGUGCUGCGGAAAGCUAUCACCAAGAGAGUUAUUUCAGGUUACGGCAAGUACCUGAAGGAACAUCCCAGGCUAGAGAAACAUGUUGGCCGCGAAAGCAGCAGUCCGGAAGUUUUGGAGGAGAUGUUGGGAGAGCUAUUUGAAGGGUGGAAUCUACUUGAGGCAUCGAAAAAGUCACCAGCAAAUAAGAGAGUAGGCUGGACUUGUAUUUCAUUGUCUUAUUUGGAAAAUUUUCUUUCGUUUUGA
Messenger RNA from Triticum aestivum (bread wheat), 1691 nucleotides. RefSeq lists its product as uncharacterized. Gene Ontology annotation, cellular component: exocyst. The transcript has 3 exons. Gene Ontology annotation, molecular function: phosphatidylinositol-4,5-bisphosphate binding. Gene Ontology annotation, biological process: exocytosis. NCBI's taxonomy places the organism in Eukaryota, Viridiplantae, Streptophyta, Magnoliopsida, Poales, Poaceae. The record is from RefSeq and is a predicted model, not a curated record. The coding region runs from base 486 to 1691 and encodes 401 amino acids.